Chlorocebus sabaeus (green monkey) is the source of this 573-nucleotide messenger RNA. The record is from RefSeq and is a predicted model, not a curated record. NCBI's taxonomy places the organism in Eukaryota, Metazoa, Chordata, Mammalia, Primates, Cercopithecidae.
AUGGUGUAUGUGGUCUUGAGCAAUAAACUGCACCUGUCGGGAGUGGGUGAGGACACCUGCAGCCCCUUGAACUCACCACUCUUCCAGGCCUUGCCCAGGCUGUGGCCUCUGCCUGGAACCCUUUUCUUCCCACGCAAAUCUCUUCCCUUCAGUGCCUCUUUCUCUGGGAAGUCUUCUCUGUUGCCCAGCGAUCCUCUCUGCCCACUCUGCUCUCGCACCCAUGCUCAGGCUCCUGAUUGCCUGCUUUGCAGACAGGGCUGGGUGAGUCUAAGAGGCAGGAACCACAUGGCUGUUCACAGCUGUGUUGCCAGGGCCCGGCCUGGAGCCCCUCAGGAAGUGAGACAUCUGAAUCCUCUGCUCUGACCACCUUGGCCAGGGCACCCAGGCUUGGAGCAAGCAGCAGCUUCAUGGGUGGGGAGCCACGCUUCUCCAGCACAUCGGCAGGCCCCAAGAGGGCAUUCUCCGCUUGGUUCCUGCCUCAGAGCACUGAUGCUUCCAGGACAAUGCCCUUUACGUAUGCCACCUAAGAAAGGAUGCAACUAGAGGGGGCAGGGAGCAAGCAUGGUCCUGUGA